ACUUUUGCAAACGUUCAUCAUAAAUUAUAGUAAUUUGGUGGGAGUGUAACUGUCAAAGGACAUGUUUUUUGUUGUUGAAAUGUGUAUUUAUGUUUUUGUUAUAAAUUAAUGUCAAUUUGAGUUCAUUCAAUUUAAAAACAAUCAAAACGAUAUUCAGAAGCCGGUAUUUAUAAUGUAUGCCCUUUGAGGUGUUUAAAGUUGGGGGUUCUUUAAGGAGGAUUUACGUAGAAAACGUGAUGUCACAUGACCCGGUUCAGUUUGGAGCGGGUCGGCGUCAUUUUGGGUCAAUGAACAUGGAUGCAGAGAAACGACAUGUAGUCUGGAAAAGAAUUGCCUAAUCUGCAUGGUUUGAGAGGCGUACACGUUUUCACGGUGUCUAUGGUGUCUACUGAAGAGAGAGUAAAUAAACAACAUAAGACAUCUGUAUGAAGCGUGGCCUUUUAUUUCGUCAGACCAGUGCAGCUAUAGAUGUAAAAGAUGUGAAAAGAUCAAAAGUGUGGCUAAAUUUCACCAGGCUCGAUGCCAACAGCGUGCGAUGCCAUGUUUGCGACAAGAUAAUUGCUGCCAAAACCGGCAACACGACAAAUCUGAUGAAGUACUUGACAGUGCAUAGAAUAAACUUAAAGAGCAGGAAGUUGCUCCGUCUUCGACUGCAAGAAGACAGAGCCAGUGCAGUCAUCUUAUCAGCAUCCUGCCACAGAGCUUCCUUCAACAUGCCCACCACGAGUCUUCCUCCAAAACUACUAAUGAAUGCAGCGGCGCUAUGACUGGGAACACUGACAGAACUGUCUGCCAUCACCGACCGUGAUGAUGACAAUGUUGAGUUGCCGCCACCGCUGGGCUGCAGCUCUCCCGUGCCGUCGUGUAGCAGCUCUGGAGAAGCAUCUUCAGAACGCGGAAAAAGGAAGAGAGACAGUACCUCAGAACUGGUGCAAUAUUUGGAAAGGGCAGAUGAGAGGUUCUUGCAGCACAGCAAAGAAAUGGACGAUGCCUUGCGUCAGGACAUGAGAGCGGACGCACAUUCUCUGCUUGGACUCAUGGGGUGCAUGGUGGAUAUUUUAUGGGGUGCAUUACCAAAAGCUAGGAAAUCGCUUUAAACGGCUUUAAACUGACAACUUCAGGAUUAAGGCUCAUGCUGAGAGACACAACAGACUGAUUUAUUACAGAACUCAAGUGCUUGCCUUUUAUCGGAGUUUCCAUAUUGGAUACAUAUUUUUUAAAAUGGUGGAGGACAUCGCUGUUUCUAUAGUGAAUGACCCUUGCAGACUGGCUACUGUGAAAUAGAGAGUAAUAUCCUGUAAACAUCUCUGAUUUGGUGUGGCGACAGGUGAUUACACACACACUCCUCUCUCUCUCUCUCUCUCUCUCUCUCUCACACACACACACACACACACACACACACACACACACACAGACAUCCAGCCAUCUAUCCUUGUUUAUCCAAUGACUUGUUAGAAACAGCAUAAGCCGUAAUACUAUUUCUGAAGUGAAAUUUUUAAUUACUAAUGGAGGCUUGGACGCAUCAUUUGUUUUGAACCAGCAACGGCAGAUUCUGAUUCGUCACGUAAGGAAGUAGUUCAAUGCACAAAUGUUUUUUUAUGACCGUAUUAAUUUUUUUACAAAUGUACUUGUUCAUUGAACUAUAUAUAUAUAUAUAUAUAUAUAUAUAUAUAUAUUUAAGCAAGCAAUAUCACACUCGCAAUUUUGCUAAAUGGCCCUACAUCAGCACUGCUGUAAUUACCUACUGCACUCGGCCUGCGGCCGAAUCACAGCAGUGCGAACGAAUCAAGAUGAAUUGUCAACGAAACAAUUAGGAUCUCUCAGACCAAAUUGAAUCAUUCAACAGGUUUCUACUAAAGGGGGAAAGUCCUACACUGGAGGAUUUUCCAAAAAUUGGUAAGAACGAAAAGCCUGGCUAGCAGGCUGCGACGUAGCCAAUGCAGUCUUCUGCUACCCCUGCCUACUCUUUCACCCUGAAGGCGGCACGGCAGACAGCACCGCUUUGACAGCGACAGGUGUAACAGACAUGCACCAUCUUUCAGAAAAGAUAAAGAAACAUGAGACCCACAUUGAUAGCUGUUUGAGAUUGUCUGCUUUGGGGAGAGUGAACAUUGCCACACGUUUCUACACAGACACUGCUGGUGCUUGUGCUUGUGCUGAGGUACAUCGAUAGCAACCAUAAAGUGCAGGAACGCUUUUUUUAGUUUCUUCCCAUCUCGGAAUCAAUCUCAAUUGCCAGUGUGUUUUAGGAGAGACUGAACGGUCUUUUGCCGACGACGAGAAAGUUAAACUCAUCGCGCAAGCUUACGAUGGAGCCAGUGUGAUGAGGGGAGAGAAGAGAAGGCUGGUGUGCAGCAAAAUGUGCGUGAGCAUUUUAAGAAUGCCCAUUAUGUUUAUUGCUAUGCACAUCGGCUGAAUUUGAUCAUGCAGUAAGCUACUUCUCUUAUCAAAAAAGUUAAUAUUUUCUUUUCCGAUCCGAGCGGGAUUGCAGCUUUUUUUUCCCGGUCACCCAAACGGGACCAGCAUUCAUGAACCAGACUGUUGCACUAAGACUGCCCAGAGCUUCAUCCACACGGUGGAACUUCAACAGCAGAGUCAUGAACACUGUCUACGAGAAUCGAGACAAUCUCAUACAAUGUUUUGAAGCCAUCAGGACCGCUUCAUUGGGUUCAUUUCACCAGCCCACCGUGAGAGAGGCAUAUGGCUACGUGAGGAUGCUACAUGAUGAAGAUUUCUUUUUUUUUUCAUGUGGCUUUUCCAUAAAAUCAUGCCCCACGUCGAUAAUCUGUACCAGAAGCUCCAGAAGGAUAUCGAUGCUGCCUUCAUCAAACGUGCCCUCGGCAGCUUCACAAACAGUGUGCAGGCCAUAAGGGACUCCUCUCAACAGCAGCUGCAAGUAGCAACAGGAGCCAAAAGACCCAGAACGGCUUUGAGAGAAGAGAAGCAGAGGCUGUCUGAAGAGGUCUGCGACACCAUCCUGGAUCACACCAAAGCAAGGUUCUUUUUCACUGUCCACCUUGUGAGUGCUGCCUUACUGCAAGCAGAUAUGUUUGAAAGGUACUGCCAUUCAUUUCCUGAUGAGGCCACUGUGAAUGCAUAUACCAUGCUGAACAAGGCAAAGCUCAAGACAGAACUCUCUCUGAUCUAUGAGAAUCCUGAAUUCAAGGGCUGCUGUGGUGCACUGUACCAGGUUCUCAUGAGCUACAACCUCCAGGAGACAUUCUCUGAGACUGUGACUCUGUUGAACAUCCUCAUAACUACUCCCAUGACAACAGCUGAAGCUGAUAGAUGUUUCUCAACUUUGACACGAGUUAAGACAUUCCUGCGAAAUUCAAUGGGCCAGGAACGUCUGAAUGCACUGGCCAUGCUCUCCAUGGAGAGGGAACUAGUCCUCAACAUGCCUGAUUUCCUGAUUAACACACACACACAAACCAAAUCAGUUCAAAGUUUAUGUUGUUUUAAAUAGUUAUUUUUCAUUCAUUCAAAAUCUGUUCAUGUUCAUUUUUACAAAUCUAUACAAUUGGCCAGAAUAUGGUUGUUCAUAUUUACAAAGCCAUAUAAAUAGCUGUGUUUACAUUUCUAGAAAUUAUUUUCAAAUGCUGUUUCCAGGCAAAAUGUCUAUCACUGUUCAUAUUCAUUUUCACAAAUCUAUACAAGAGGGCAGAAUAUGGAAUUCUAUACAAAUUGCUAAUUACCAAUAACUUGCAUCAAUGUUUUCAGUAGCCUCUAUCAAAAGCUCCUGCUCGCUUGUUGUGAAUUAUGCUCUGGUGCACAUAUUUUCAAUUCAACCAUGAGGCCUAAGUAAUUAAUGUGUAUAUCAGAAUUCUUUAGUUAAACUUGGCAGCACCUCGUCAUUCUGGUUUGGUCUUCAAUGUGUAAAGCCAAGAUGCACAGACCACACUAGGUCAAGCCUCACUUGUUCAUUCACUUAUUUAGGACAGUGUUACUUUGCUUUUAUUAAGUAGCACUUUGGUGAUAUCCUACAUUCCAGAAAAUGUAGUUCUAAAGAUCCACUUCUCUCAACAAUUUGUUUAUGUUUAGUUCAUUGUUUAUGGAAAUGCAGAUUGUUUAUGCAUUGUUGAGGAAUGUGAAAGAACAUCCUUGAUUAUUUGUACUGGAGUGGUGGUGGUGUAGUUGUCUAAGGCACAUAACUGGUAAUCUGGUAAUCAGAAGGUUGUAGGUUCGAUCCCCACAGCCACCACCAUUGUGCACUUAACUCCAGGUUGCUCCGGGGGGAUUGUCCCUGUAAUAAUUGCACUGUAAGUCGCUUUGGAUAAAAGCGUCUGCGAAAUGCAUAAAUGUAAAUGUAAACUUAUUUUGCUUUUGUAAGCCAAUACUAUUGAGAU
This is a messenger RNA of Xyrauchen texanus (razorback sucker), 4346 nucleotides long. RefSeq lists its product as uncharacterized. Bases 2747 to 3466 code for a protein of 239 amino acids. Lineage: Eukaryota; Metazoa; Chordata; Actinopteri; Cypriniformes; Catostomidae. Gene Ontology annotation, molecular function: protein dimerization activity. The transcript is spliced from 4 exons. The record is from RefSeq and is a predicted model, not a curated record.